UUACGAACACCCAAACUCUUGUUUGUCGGCUUUUGCCGCACCGCCCCUACUCUCCAAUACAGACCACAAUUCUAGUCUUGUAAGGAACCAGGUGUCUCUGGAACGCCACGUCCAUGUCACUUGAUUACCGAACAAAUAAACAGUUAGAGCAUGCUCUGCUUUUAGGACACGUUCCACUAACUUCUUUUCUCUUCUAUCCUAUUCUAUAUCUAUAAAGGAAGAAUUCCAUCACCCUCGUUUUUCUCUGUACUCUAGCCUGAGUUUACUAGGAUAUUUGAGAUGGGAGAUGAUCACAUGCGAGUUGGAGUAGAAGCAGCAGCAGCAGCAACAGUAAACGAUCAUAGUAGCAGCGUUGAUCAUAGAAAAGAGGUGGAUAUUUACCCUCUAAGUUGUUACUAUUUUGGGUCCAAAGAAGCCAUUGUUUUCAAGGAUGAAACUCUGUCCGAUCGUAUUAAUAGGAUGAAAUCCAAUUAUGCUGCUUAUGGAUUGAGGACUUCUGUAGAAGCAGUUAUUCUGGUUGAGUUGUUCAAACACCCUCAUCUGUUGCUGCUGCAAGUUAGAAAUUCCAUCUUUAAGCUUCCUGGUGGUCGUUUGAGGCCUGGUGAAUCAGAUGUUGAUGGACUGAGACGUAAGCUUUCCAGGAAGCUUUCUGCCAGUGAAGAUGGCAAUGAAACUGAAUGGGAGGUGGGAGAAUGUCUUGGCAUGUGGUGGCGGCAUGACUUUGAAACAUUAUUGUAUCCUUACUUGCCACCCAGUGUAAAAAAGCCUAAGGAGUGCAUCAAACUCUUCCUGGUGAGAUUGCCAGAGAGUCGAAAAUUUAUUGUACCCAAAAACCUGAAAUUGCUUGCGGUUCCACUGACACAGAUUCACGAAAAUCACAAGGUACAAGUUAAUACUACAAAUUGGAAUAAGUAUAUCUUGUUUGGACAUUCAAUCAGGACUAAUCUAUACCAUCGUGUUUUAUAUAACAUUUGAUGCAAUUUCACUGCCAUGUUUUGGAUGAUACUUUAACAAGUUCAUUUCAGAUAUCAAUAAAUAACCGUCUUUUUAUGGCAGCUUCAUUUUGAUGUCCUCAUAUUUAUGCUAUGAACUCGUUUGUUCAUAGUGUAAGAUUUUCACCAGGGUUUCAGAUGUUGCUUACUCUUCUAAUUUCUGUAGACAUACGGACCGAUAAUAUCAGGAGUACCACAGUUGCUAUCUAAAUUCUCCAUCAACAUUAUUGACACUUAGAAUAUGAAUGUUGACCAUAACGUGCGGGUUUGAGGUAAAAUCAUAGGAAAUGGUGAGAAGAUGUUUGCAGCAGCUGAUAGAAGUUUUCAGUCUUGGGUUUGUAAUUUUCAUGAAAUUUCGAAACACAGUUGUAUAUACCAUAGUUUUCUUACAGGAAGUGAUACAUAAUAUUGAGCUCACAAUAUUAAAUUUAUCUUGAUGUUUGCUCUUUUUUUAAUUUCUUUUUCAGAAUGCUUCAAUUUCUAGACGACAUGAGUUGAAUAGCAAAUCAUACUCUAUUUUUUUUUUCUCUUUUAUCUGCUGAUAAAACAAACUUUGUUCAUAUUUUAUUUUGCAAUGUAUUAGCUCACUUAUUUUAGGUCGUUGCCAUGGUAGAAGUACGUCUGUCUGGUUAUAUUUAGUGGGCUAAAGUUUCUGGUAAAGGCCCGUUGACUAUAUUCUCUUUGAAGGCGGGGAAACCAAGUCGAUGAUUCAAUGAAAGGGUUCAGGCUUGGGAGCCCUUCAUUAAUUUCUUAAGCCAAUAAUAUCAAAUCCACUUAUCAUUCAUAUGAAUCAGACUCACUAUUCAGAGGCGAGAUCCAUUGGAUUCCUCCUAAGAAUUGCGCACGUAGAUAGAGAUUGUGUUUCUCCCAUGUUGGCAGGCAGCGAAAUGGAAAAGUGUUGCCACUUUUUGAGAGUUUUAGUCAAAAUUAGGUACCUUCUCUGCUAUUAUCAAAAACAGAUUCAGGGAUACGGGAUUCCACGGAGAGCUGAGAGCCAAGUGGUUCCAUAUCCAUUCAUGGUAGAUUAUUAGAUUUGAUGUUUGGCAGGUUUCAAGCAGGUUCAUUGUACAAUCUAUAGAACGCGAUUGCUAUAAACUUGCAAUAACUGCAUCUAAGGUUUUCCUGUUUCCUUUUAGCUAUAACUGUUCAUGAUUCUGGGUGCACUUUGUGCUUCGUAGUUUGCAGUUUUGCUUAUCGAGCAGUUUCUCCCUUGUGGUUAUUGCAAGUGCCUUAAUCAACGCUGGCUUAUCGAGUAUUUGCUAAACAAGUCUCGAGUUUUCCGGAGUUGCUUGAUGAAACCAAACCAGGAUUGCUAAACAAAUUUUUGCUACCGACAUGAGAGAAUAAAUUUUGAUAGGGAGAAGAAAAAACAAAAACAAUUUAUGGGCAACAAGAAACCGUAACUACCAAAUUGCCUGGCCCUCCAAGCAAGUCUGCUAUUUGCCUGCUAGCACUUGCUGCUUCCAGGCUAGCUGGUAGCUACCUGGUACUGCUCAGUAACUUUCCAAGUCUGCUGGUACAUAUCCCUACAUGUGAAUCGCCAUAAAUACGAUCUUAUCCUUGC
Molecule: messenger RNA, 2556 nt
Organism: Durio zibethinus
Lineage: Eukaryota; Viridiplantae; Streptophyta; Magnoliopsida; Malvales; Malvaceae
Source: RefSeq, a predicted model, not a curated record